CCACCUUAAAGGCGAGCCAGUACAACUGACCAUAACUUGUAGAUAAGCCCCUAAGAAAGAGUGAAGAUAAAGAAAAAAUCCACACCAUUCUUCCUUGAAGAUGGAUGCGAUCGUGAAGGUGCCUUAUGAUGCUACGGUGAGGUUGAUGCUGACUUCGCUAGAGCGUAACCUCUUGCCGGACGCCGUUACAAGGCGGUUGACACGACUGCUUUUAGCUGGCAGACUUCGCUCCGGUUACAAGCCUUCCGCUGAGCUUCAACUCUCUGAUCUUCUCCACUUUGUGCAUUGUUUAAGAGAGAUGCCUAUAGCUGUGAUGACUGAGAAGCCAAAGUCCCAACAUUACGAGCUUCCUACCUCUUUCUUCAAGAUUGUUCUUGGAAAACACCUCAAAUACAGCUGCUGUUACUUCCAAGACAAGUCAAGCACUCUAGAGGAUGCUGAAAAAGCAAUGAUGGAAUUAUACUGUGAAAGGUCACAGUUGAAAGAUGGACACUCUGUACUUGAUGUUGGAUGCGGCUGGGGCUCCCUUUCUAUAUACAUAGCACAAAAAUUCAGUGGCUGCAAAGUCACCGGGAUUUGCAAUUCAGUGACCCAAAAAGCACAUAUCGAAGAGCAGUGCCGGGAGCUUCAGCUGGGGAAUGUGGAGAUUAUAGUUGCAGAUAUUAGCACAUUUGAGAUGGAAGGAUCCUAUGAUCGAAUAUUGUCUAUUGAAAUGUUUGAGCAUAUGAAGAACUAUGGAGAUCUCUUGAAGAAGAUCUCAGGAUGGAUGAAGCCAGAUAGUCUUCUUUUUGUUCAUCAUUUUUGCCACAAGGCAUUUGCUUACCACUUUGAGGAUGUGAACGAUGAUGAUUGGAUCACUAGGUACUUCUUCAGUGGAGGUACUAUGCCUUCUGCAGAUCUCCUCCUUUAUUUUCAGGAUGACGUUUCUGUGGUUAAUCAUUGGCUUGUUAACGGAAAACAUUAUGCACAGACAAGCGAAGAAUGGCUUAAAAGAAUGGAUCAGAACAAAAAUUCCAUAAAGCCAAUAAUGGAGUCCACUUAUGGUAAGGAUUCAGCUGUCAAGUGGACUGUCUACUGGAGAACAUUUUUCAUAUCAGUUGCUGAACUGUUCGGGUACAACAAUGGAGAAGAAUGGAUGGUUGCACAUUUCCUCUUCAAGAAGAAAUGAAUUUGGCAGUUGCCUAAAUGCAUUUUACCCAAAAGCUUCAAUAAGAGGACACUCAGUACGUCACAAGUUUGAAGAGUUGUGAUCUUGUAAUGAUCUCCUUAGUUACAGAGUACUAGGAGAGAAAACGUGCCGAUUGCUGUUAUCUUUGCCUAUUAGUUUCAGAGCAGUAGGAGAGAAAAUUAUAGUAUUAGAUGGCAUUACGAAGACAAUGCAGUUAAUAAAUGUGAUCACUUGACUUGUUACUGAAAUCCAAUUGGACA
Molecule: messenger RNA, 1428 nt
Organism: Lycium ferocissimum
Lineage: Eukaryota; Viridiplantae; Streptophyta; Magnoliopsida; Solanales; Solanaceae
Product: (S)-coclaurine N-methyltransferase-like
Exons: 8
Coding region: 101-1168 (355 amino acids)
Molecular function (GO): S-adenosylmethionine-dependent methyltransferase activity
Source: RefSeq, a predicted model, not a curated record